This is a messenger RNA of Aureobasidium subglaciale EXF-2481, 1152 nucleotides long. RefSeq lists its product as uncharacterized. The transcript has a single exon. Gene Ontology annotation, molecular function: zinc ion binding; DNA-binding transcription activator activity, RNA polymerase II-specific. Bases 1 to 1152 code for a protein of 383 amino acids. Gene Ontology annotation, biological process: regulation of transcription by RNA polymerase II. NCBI's taxonomy places the organism in Eukaryota, Fungi, Ascomycota, Dothideomycetes, Dothideales, Saccotheciaceae. The record is from RefSeq and is a predicted model, not a curated record.
AUGCAAAAAGAUACACAUCAAGGUAGAUCAGCGCGAUUUUCAUGCGUAUCUCAAGCGACUAACAAUCGACUCAAAAAGUGUAACGAGACAAAGCCCAAAUGUGGAAGAUGUGAUCGAUUGAACUUGACUUGCGAGUACAAGUCUAUUCUAGCGGCACUGAAACCGGACUCGUCAGUGUCAUCGGCACACUCUGUAUCCCGCUCUGUAUCACCCAUGCCACCAGGACGGACGGGCCAACAACCACUUUGCAUGCUGGAUUUAGAAAUCUACCACGAAUUCAUGUUCAAAUACGGCGACACCAUGGGAGUCGAACCUCAAAGCCGCGACAUGUUGAGAAGCAAACUCGUGGAUCUGGCAAAUACCCAUGACUACGUGUUGCACAACUGUCUCGCUCUAUCUGCUCUCCAAAUCUUCCACGGGGACUCGACAAGAACAGAGCUUUGGGAGCGAGCAUGUUAUUUGCAGGGUAUCGCCAUCGAGCAAGUGCAGCCAACUCUGAUAAACAUGACGCAAGACGAUGCUAUACCCAGUCUGAUCUUUGCAAGUAACACGGCAGCAUUCUCUCGCUGUGAGUAUAUACUCAAUCCGCACAGUUAUACCGACGACAUGGAUCCUAUCGACAAGAUCAUCGAAAGCUUUCAAUUAUCGAGAGGCAUUUCUCUGGUGGCGUCCAAAUACUGGCCAUUUCUAAAGCACUCUUGGAUUAACCACAAUAUCCCUGAUAUCGUGGAUGACAUGGAAGAAGAAAUGAGGCAGAGCUUGAAGAGCAGGUUUCCAGUCUACUCAUCCGUAAAGUCCCUCGCUCUUGGUCUUGAGGACGCACAACGACGGCAGGUGUGUGUAGAGCUCAUCGAAAAGACUUUUCGCUACAUUGCGCAUCUCAUGAGUGAUGGCCACAAAUAUCCCAGUCUCAUAUAUCUGGUGGAUGCAUGGAGCGUCACUAUACCAGCCGAGUAUCGGGAGAUGCUGGAAGAGAGAAGACCUGUGGCUCUCAUCAUCCUGGCUUAUUACGCCGUUAUGAUCUCGCUAGCGAGUGAGGUUUGGCAUCUGGAAGCUUGGCCAACGCUGCUUAUCAAUAGAAUCACAGAGACAUUAGGUAAAGAGUGGGAAGAGGAGUUUUUGCGUUGGCCGAGGAAGAUGAUAUUGAAGUGA